ACACAACCAGCAGCACGUGGUAAAGCUGGCAGCACAAUACACCGCUCCAUCAAAGACAGUCGUACGACUAAGUGUGCAUCUACGACGUGCUAAUCAGAGUAACCCCAAUACCACGGAUGUGCGGUUUCGCAAAGGAAGAUAUGGUUGCAGUUAACACUUCACUGCUACUCGUUGGAUUGCUGGUGAGCUUUUGUAAAGAAAGCAUCGAAGUUGGUGGAUGGAUAGAAGACAGAACUCCGAACACAGUUAGGUACCGUGAUUUAGCGCAGUUCGCCUACAUGGAUCAAAGGGGUCGUAGCAGCCGAGGCUUGAGAUUUCACGUAACGCAAGCCAGAUGGAGGUACACGGAAGGAGCAAGUUUCAACAUCGCAUUCAUUGUGUACCUCGAAGAUAGGAUGAUCGAAAAGUGUAUCGCCAUAAUUCAGGCGCCCCCACCCAGUAGAAUUCAAUCGAGAAUGAUCGUCACUAGGUUUUGGUGCAGACGUACGCCGUCAAAAUAAGUAAAGCUUCCUCAGGUU
Molecule: messenger RNA, 518 nt
Organism: Rhipicephalus sanguineus (brown dog tick)
Lineage: Eukaryota; Metazoa; Arthropoda; Arachnida; Ixodida; Ixodidae
Exons: 4
Coding region: 117-500 (127 amino acids)
Source: RefSeq, a predicted model, not a curated record